CUUCGCCACAUCUUCAUUCUUUCCCACAUCCAACAUGGCCGACGAGGGACUCAACAUCUACGAUGAGAUCGAGAUCGAGGAUAUGACCUUCGAUCCAAACCUCCAGAUCUACACUUAUCCAUGUCCAUGUGGCGAUCGCUUCGAGAUCGCAAUCGAUGAUUUGCGCGAUGGUGAGGAUAUUGGCGUUUGUCCGAGUUGUAGUCUUAUGAUUAGGGUUAUCUUUGAUGAGGCCGAUCUUCCUAAAGCUGAUGCGUGAGCUGGCGCAUGAAUUACGAGAGUCGCGAAGAGAAGGAGAACUUAUGCAGAAUAUACCUGGAGGAUUUGGAGGCAACGCCGGCGACCGAGUUGGCACCUUGGAGAGGUUGCCCUCGGCUUGCAGGUUGUUCCUCUCGGCGCAAACGACUUUGGGCAUUUGGCGCCUGCGAGCACUCCU
Penicillium canescens is the source of this 433-nucleotide messenger RNA. RefSeq names its product CSL family zinc fnger-containing protein (gene dph3). Gene Ontology annotation, biological process: protein histidyl modification to diphthamide. Gene Ontology annotation, molecular function: metal ion binding. The transcript is spliced from 2 exons. The record is from RefSeq and is a predicted model, not a curated record. NCBI's taxonomy places the organism in Eukaryota, Fungi, Ascomycota, Eurotiomycetes, Eurotiales, Aspergillaceae. Bases 35 to 256 code for a protein of 73 amino acids.